AAGUCAGACGUUUACCCAUGCUAGCUUGAAGAAAACCUCAGCAGCGAACCAACGGCAGCCUACGAUGGUCUCCGUUGGGGGGACACAAUAAAAACGGGGGACUUGGCGAGGCUUUGGAUCCCUGAGACGACCAUCGUCGCUUCGAGUAGACAAAGAGGGGGAAUCCGCGAGAGACCCGGGCGAGCCAGUGUCGCUGAGUGCCGCUGAGUGCCGGGGGAGGGCGGCCGCUACUGCCGCCGUAGAGCUGUCGGGCUCGGACAGGGCGGGGCGGGUGAUGUUUAGGUUCCGGUAUAAAGGCAGCGAGGCAAUGGCAAGCAGACGAGACGCGGAGCCGGCUGCUGACGCCGUCGUUUUGUGCCGGAGACUAGAAUGAGGAGUUCGACGUGUUGCUGUCACGCGCCGGCGGUUUAGCCGCCCGGGGAGGCCGCUCGCUGGGGGAAGGAGCGUCUCUGCGGCGCCCUUGCGCCCUCACACCGACAAUAAGAUGAGGACGAUAUUUACGUUCUGUUGUCUCUUCGUCAUUACCGGCCGGGUGGACCGGGCGUGGGCCACCGGGAACCUCACCGUCGACGGCGGCGAAGACACCAACCGGACGGCCGGCAGCGGGUUCAUCUCCAUCGGGGACGGCUCGUCGCAGGAAUUCGAGUUCCCCGAAAACACCAACGGCGUGAUUGUGAUCUCCAGCCGGUACCGGAGCGCCGCGGCCAGCAGGCAGGGCCGCCAGAGCCGGAAGCAGACGGUGACGGUCCGCUCCCUGGACCCGGAGGUCCUCUCCAUACUCAACGUGACGGACAGUGGCCGCGCAUCCGCGGCCAGGAGCUACGUUAUCAGCAUCCGCUCCGGGUUCCCCGGCCGGGCCCAGCUGCAGAUCCAGCUGCUGGACUUGGAUCAGGAUUCGGCGCCGGUUCUGAUCGAAGAGCGAACCGAUUACUCCAUCAGAGUGGCGCCAGGCAGCGAUGACCCGGCCACCCGGCUGGUCCAGUCCGGCGGCCUGUCCCAUUUCUCCGAGAACCCCGUGCUGUUUGCCCUGCUGCCCCUCAUAUUCGUCAACAAGUGUGCGUUUGGGUGCAAGGUGGAGGUGGAGGUGCUGCGGGGCCUACUGAGGAGCCCCGUGCCGCUGCUCCUGGGGGUGCUCGGGCAGUUCCUGGUGAUGCCCCUGUAUGCCUACUGCGUGUCCCGGCUGGCCUCGCUGCCCAAAGCGCUGUCCCUGGGACUGGUCAUCACCUGCUCGGCCCCGGGCGGCGGGGGCGGCUACCUGUACAGCCUGCUGCUCGGAGGAGACGUCACGCUGGCCAUCUCCAUGACCCUGGUCUCCACCGUGGUGGCGGCGGCGGCCAUGCCCCUUUCGUCGGCCCUGUACGGCCGGCUCCUGGGCGUGCACGCCGCCCUGCACGUGCCCUUCGUGAAAAUCCUCGGCACCCUCCUGUUCAUCGCCAUCCCCAUCUCGCUGGGCAUGCUGGUCAAGUUGCGCCUCCCUGCCCUCACGCGCGUUCUGCUGGCCCUCAUACGGCCCUUCAGCUUCGCGCUCAUCGUGGGCGGCAUCUUCAUGGCCUACCAGAUGGGCGCGUCCAUCCUGGCCAACGUCAGGCCCCAGAUCGUGGUGGUCGGCGUGACGGUGCCUUUGCUGGGGCUGGUGGUCGGCGCCGUCCUGGCCAAGGUAGCGGGUCUUGCGCCGCCGCUAAGGAAGACGGUCAGCAUCGAGGUGGGCGUCCAAAACAGUCUGCUGGCGCUCGCCGUCAUGCAGCUGUCUUUCCGGCGGGCGGAGGCGGACUUUGCGUCCCAGGCGCCCUUCAUCGUGGCCCUCAGCAGCACGUCGGAGAUGCUGCUCAUCGUCCUGGGCUAUUAUGCCCGGCGGAAGUUGUGCGGCUCCACCGUCCCCGACGCCUGAUUGUAGCCGCUGUGUUUUUUUCUUUUCAUUCAGAACUUGAACUCUUUCCAACCUGUGGACAUUUGGUGUCUUGGAGACCGUCGCGUCGUCCCCGUGGUGGUGGCGCACCGGACAGCGAUUGGACUCUUUUCUUUUGGAGUUCUGUUGUUUUUGUAUUUUUUUGUGAAAACCAAAGGCCUUUUCCCCCUCUUUGACUCCCCUUUUUGUGUUUAUUUUACAGUACGUACUUUUUAAAAUCAGAUUAUACUGUGAGGUAGUCGGUGUAAAUAUUCCUACAAAGAAACAUGCCUAUAAAAGAAAAGCUAUUUUUGUACGAGAUAACUUUUUGUAAUAACAACGCAAAGCUCAAUUUGCAUCAUGUUUACAAGAGGUCCAUGUGUCUUAAUGGGGGGGGGGAGUGUUUUAGGGGUUAAGUGGAAUAAUUUGGAGUGUAAUCAAACGGGAACAUGAUGUUAUGAAAGUAUUUGCCACUGAUUGUGUCUCCUGGAUUUGUGAAUCCAUGUACUUGAAGCAAGGAGAAAUGGAGAAAAGGUCAAUAAAAACAUUGUUAAAGGUGUGUGUAUGUGUGUGCGUCACACGUUGAUGUUGAG
Pungitius pungitius (ninespine stickleback) is the source of this 2478-nucleotide messenger RNA. RefSeq names its product solute carrier family 10 member 3 (gene slc10a3). Gene Ontology annotation, cellular component: membrane. Gene Ontology annotation, biological process: bile acid and bile salt transport. The transcript has a single exon. The coding region runs from base 485 to 1888 and encodes 467 amino acids. Gene Ontology annotation, molecular function: bile acid:sodium symporter activity. The record is from RefSeq and is a predicted model, not a curated record. Lineage: Eukaryota; Metazoa; Chordata; Actinopteri; Perciformes; Gasterosteidae.